AUGGCAGAUGGAGCAGUAUCCUUUCUGCUCGAAAGGGUUGUCGCCUUGCUCGGCCAAGAAAUGGAAGUUCAUGUAGAACUUCCAGAUGAUCUUGAAAAAUUCAAACAAGGGCUAAACACCCUGAAAGCAAUUCUAGAGGUGGCAGAAAAAAAGCAAGUUCAUGGAGUUGGGAAACAAUGGGUUCUGGAGUUGCGAGAUCUAGCUUACGACAUGGAGGAUGUUCUUGAGGAUCUCAUGCUUCAUGUGCAUCCGCAGUCUCUUGGGUCUUCUUCACGGUCUCGGUUUCUCCACAAUCUCAUACACCACAUACCCCUCCAUGCAAAAGUUAAGCCUCCAUGGGCAUCCUUCUUCAUCUGGCCCCCAACCAGAAUCAAGUUUCAGUUCCCGGUGCCAAAUGUCCAGCAAACUGAUCAUGGCUCAGGAUGA
Nelumbo nucifera (sacred lotus) is the source of this 426-nucleotide messenger RNA. Lineage: Eukaryota; Viridiplantae; Streptophyta; Magnoliopsida; Proteales; Nelumbonaceae. The record is from RefSeq and is a predicted model, not a curated record.